Pelobates fuscus (common spadefoot toad) is the source of this 5467-nucleotide messenger RNA. RefSeq names its product golgin A2 (gene GOLGA2). Gene Ontology annotation, cellular component: Golgi cisterna membrane; cis-Golgi network; Golgi apparatus. Gene Ontology annotation, molecular function: protein binding. Bases 83 to 3202 code for a protein of 1039 amino acids. The record is from RefSeq and is a predicted model, not a curated record. Gene Ontology annotation, biological process: Golgi organization. The transcript is spliced from 28 exons. NCBI's taxonomy places the organism in Eukaryota, Metazoa, Chordata, Amphibia, Anura, Pelobatidae.
UUCGUCAGGAGUCAGUGUCCGAGGGCGCGCCGCGCGGUGCAUUGUGGGCACGCGGUGACGUGUUCCCUCGGCCGGACCCAGGAUGGCUGACGAGAGCAGACAGAAUAAGCUGGCGUCGGCCAAGAAGAUGUUGAAGCAAUUUCAGCAGAAAUCAACUGCUCCUACACCCAGCGGAGGUAAAAAGAAAAAGAAAACAAAAGAAACAAACAGCCACCCUGACACGCCAACCAGCCGAUCUCCUGACCCAAUUCAGGCCUUACUGAAGGGGCUGGUAUCCGAUCUUCAUAGAUCCAAUGGGGUUUCCUUGCCUUCAUUGGGCACCAUGAAGGUACUCUUGGAUAGUGAAUCCUCUGCUCUAAGAGCUGACAUUUUAGCAGAGGAUGGCCCUGAGGGUCCUGAAACUCCCACCGCACCUUUUUCAGAUAACCCAUUUCCCCAGCAGACGGACUAUGAUGGUAUGAAGAUAUCUACAGGUGACAACAAGUCCCUGUCAUCAACGGACAGUUUGCGGCAGCUGUCGGAGCAACUGAAUGGACUUGUAUCACAGACUAACUCUUACGUAAAUGGAGAAAAUGUUAUCUCAACCACUAGCCCGGAACUGGAGUCUCGUUUCCAGGAGCUUGCUUCGGCCCUGGACUCCAGCAAUCUAACAAACAAACAACUCAGUACAAAGAUAGAGGAACUGAAGCAACAGAACCAGGAGAUAGGGAAUCAGCUUGACAAGGAAAAGAAAGCAUUUGAUCAGAAGUUCUCAAAGGAACAAGGAGCUCUGCGGGAGCAGUUACAGGUUCAUAUACAGACUAUUGGCAUUUUGGUGUCUGAGAAGUCAGAAUUGCAAACGGCCCUCUCGUACACCCAGCAAGCAGCACGUCAAAAGACAGCGGAGUCUGAAGAUCUUUCUAUGCGUCUGCAGUCUGUCAGACAAAGGGUGACAGAGCUGGAACGUACUUUAUCAUCUGUUUCCACACAGCAAAAGCAGGCAGAAAAGCUUAACAAGGAACUGGAAAAAGAACGAGACAACCUUCGACUUGAAUCCCUAAAAAUUAGCAAGAACACAGAUGAAUUAAAGCAGCAGAACUCGGAACUGUCAGAAAAGCUGAAUGCGCUUAUUUCUGAGAAUGCAAGCAUGCGACUGGAGGUUGGGGAUCUGCACAAAAGACUGGAGAUGGCAGACCUUAUGAUCCAACAGUUUUCUAGUCAGUCGGGGACUCCAGAUGCAAACCAGCAGCUCCGAAUGAUGCAGGAAGAGAGAGAUCAGCUUGGAGCCCAGCUAAUGCAGAUGUCAGAAUCUCUACAGCAGUUGAGGGCUGAACGAGACCAGUAUGUAGAGAAACUGAGGGAAGAAGGGGCCGUUUGGCAAGAACGGGUACAGCAGCUUUCUGAACAGAUCCAGUUGCUGAGUCAGGAGAAAGAGUCGUCACGGAUUGAGGUAGACAAGUUGGAAACGAGAGUGACAGAGCUGCUACUGGCAUCAGCAGCAGAGCCAACCGAAACAGAGCCACUUGCCCCUGCAGGGCCCUCUGAGCUGGAGCUUGCCCUUCGGCAGGAGUGUGAGAAACUGCAGCAGGAGUUGCACGGUCUUCAGUUACGGUACCAAGCCCAAGUGCAGGAUAACAGCCAGCUGAGCCGUCUCAACCAAGAGCAGGAGGAGCGAUUGUCAGAGCUAGAGAAAACCUUGCAGCGUCAGAGUGACGAUGACGUGGACAAGCAGCAGAUACUGGAAAACAUGCAGAGUGACAAAGCCACCAUCAGCCGGGCUCUGACCCAGAACAGACAACUGAAAGAGCACCUCGCUGAACUUCAGAAUGGAUUCGUUAAAUUGACAAAUGAGAACUUGGAACUCACAAAUGGCCUGCAGGGCGAGCAGCAUGUGAAGAAGGAACUGGCGAAGAAGCUGGGACAGUUACAGGAGAGCCUGGGGGAUUUCAAAGAGCAGCUUGCUGCUAAGGGAGAGGAGUUGCAGCUAUUGCAGUCUCAGCGAGAUGAGAUCUCUGCCCAUCUGCAGCAGUACAGUGCAGCCUACCAGCAGCUGGCUAUCGAGAAGGAGGAAAUCCAGAGACAGUAUUUACUACAGGCCCAGCUCAUGGACCGGUUGCAGCAUGAGGAGGUGCAGGGGAAAGUUAGUGCAGAAAUGCAUCUGAAGGAACUACAGCAAAGCAGAGAGAAUCUGGAACUCCUCACCAAAGAGAACCAGGAACUCCGAGCCCAAGUAUUGCAGAUCCGCAGUGAUCCAGAGAGUCGCGUGUUAAGUAGGAUGGAAGGAGACGGAGUGGAAAGUGAUGCUUAUGAUAGUGAAACACCUAGGACGACCCUUGUAAUUCCAGAGGAUUUUGAAAGCAGGGAAGAAAUGAUGGCUUUCCUGAACGCUGCCAUCUCUAAGUUGCAAGGUGAGCGUGAGGAGGUGGAGAGGUAUCUGGGAGAACAGAAGAGAUAUUGUCAGGAUCUCCUGCUGCAGAUUUCUGAACUGAGACGGCAACAGAUGUCUGGUUCCUUGCAUUACUCAGCAGAUCUCAGUGUGGAGAAUGUUCCCAGAGAAGUGUAUGAUGCCUUACAAAGUGCCAUGGACAAACUACAGCUCCGCUUCACUGACCUGAUGCAGGAGAGGGUAGAACUGAAGGAUCGGGUGGAAGAGUUGGAGCAUCGCUGUAUCCAGUUAUCAGGGGAGACAGAUACCAUUGGUGAGUAUAUUGCACUUUACCAGAGCCAGAGGGCAAUCUUGAAGCAGCGUCACCAUGAGAAAGAGGAGUAUAUUAGCAGACUUGCUCAAGACAAAGAGGAGAUGAAGGCCAAACUACUGGAACUGCAGGUGUUGGUCAUGAGGCUGGUGACUGAGAGGAACGAAUGGUAUGGAAAAUUUGUCGAAGCAACAAGCAGUCUGAGGGAGGUUGGAGCCACCGAAUUACCUGAAAAUGGAGAGAGGCCCAUGGAGCUCGGUGCCCCUGGAAAUGACACUCUGGAAGAGGUCAGUUUAGCAGAAGAUUCCGAACAAGAGAAAGUAGAGACAGAAACAUAUUCCUUCCCAUACCGAGACGGGUCAAGUCCAGCCACCAGCUCUGAAGACCCUACUGCCAAGCAGAUUAUGCAGCUCCUGCGAGAAAUCCAGAACCCUCAGGAGCGACCUAGUUCUUUGCUACAGAAUCCUUGCAUACCAUUCUUCUACCGUGCUGAUGAGCACGACGAGGUCCGGAUUUUGGUGGUCUGAGAUGGAAACUAUAGACAUUCUCCUGCCCCUUAGCCCAAACUUCCUCUUCCAUCCCAUCUCUUCUUGUGACUGUGACUCAUAAUCUCCAUGUGCACAGGAGAAGUGGUCACUUGGGGUGGGGUGGAGAUCUGAUUGGCUUGUUCCUCAGAUACUGAUAAUUAGAACUAUUGCUACCCUCGCCAAAGAUCCAGCACCUGGCAGUAUUGUUUGAUCCAUUACUAGGUCGUGAAAUGCAAGGAUAGUCACAAUCUCAAAGUUUUUGCCUUGCUGCAUCCACCAACAUAGAUGAUAGAAAUGUUCAGUUAUUUGUUAUCAUUGGUUACCAUUUUUUUGCCAGUCAAUUCUACUGUAUGGUCUUCACUGCCAUACUGUAUACGUUCAAUGCUGCCUGCGUAUUACACAACCUUAACACUAACAUUUUAAAUAGAGGCAGUGAAUGUUCUACGUAACUGGUUGGAGUAGACCGUUGCUGUUGUAGGGCCAUGGUUGACCCUUAAUAGUCUAAUGUAUGUGCAAGACCGGAUUUCGGACUGCCGUCAGCAGGGCAUCAAUCGUGGUCACGGCUGGUGAUUUCCUACAUAACAAAUGAUCAAUAAGUGACUUUCUGUUGCUGGCGAGGCGAUAUGGUGUGUUGAUAUCUUCUGGUGAUGUUUGACCAUCCACCAGAAUCACCACGGAAUGCCUUGGCAAAAAAUAUUUUACACGUUGGUUCCUCAGAAUCAAGAAAGAGCUAGGAAUGUGUUGGUUUGGGUUUUUUUCAGCCAGUGUUUGAGUUUGCUGCGGCCAAAUUCCAUGAAAGCGCAGCCACUUCGUAGAAUGGGUACACAAAUAUGGGUUUUAUGUAGUUCGGCCUCGAUAUGCAGCUGUUGCUGCCAGUGGAACGUUUGGAUACCUGGGUAUAAGGGGAAUUUUUAACUGUAAAGAUUCUGAAAUAAGUGUAUUGCGCUCACUGAAACAAACUGAAAGGGCAAUAAACAUAAAGGUAAUUUGCAGGUGAAUUUUGAAGAAUUUAAUAUUUUUAAAGAGGUUUUUUGUUUUUUGAGGACAAGAAUUGUACCAACUCAGAAAUAGGUGUAUAUUUUUUUUCCCCUCUCCUAUUUAGGACUCGAUGUUUAAAGUAAAGCAGGUGGCUAUAUAGCCCUGUAAUGUGUGCAGUCAUGUAACCGCAUAAGGACCAAUUGCACUUGGUCCAGUAUCCAGUAUAAGCACUGUAAUCAAAUCCUCGACGGCUCCUCUGCCAGCACAGAAUGACCUACGCGUUUGCAAUCAGCACUAGAUGAGUGGGAUAUUCUGUGCUGCAUUAGGAUCUCCGACGAAUGGAUUUCUAUGAUGCUAUGAGCGAUUGGUUCUUUAGGGGUUAAUCUAGAGCAUUUUUUUCUGGUGGUUUCUGGUGAUGCUUAAGAGUCUCUGCCAAAAUUAAAAACAAAUAAAUAAAACACCUUGCAGUAAUAUUAGUACUACUGUAGAUUUUAUUAAACCUUUGCAAAAUAAUCAUGCUGCAUAGCAGCUAUGUUCUGCACUUUAAGAGACUAUGUAUUAAUUUAUAUAAUCUAUUGGGAACUUUAAAAAAUCAUCUACAGCCCAUAUUCAUUUAUCCGAAACCGUUGAUAUACUGUACAACCCUUUAAGCGGUUUUGACUCACUCUUGGAGAUCACUGGCAUUAGAUUGUCAAUGUGGGUUUUACAAGCAACAGCUCCUUAGCUGCAGAUGAACUACACCUCCCAUGAUCCUUUGCCAGGCGGCUGGAGUGCUGACUUUCAGCUACCCCUAACUCAAAGUGGAUAAUCACUACAUAUAGAGAACACAUUGCAGAGGUUAGGGGUUCACUGCUUGACAAGUAGAACAAUUAAAACAAUUACUCUUUUGACUCCUUGGGGCUUUUGCAUAGGUAAUCUGAGGUUCAUUUGGGCAGAAUCUCGUGUGUCUCUUUUAGAGCGGAGCACGGAAGCAUUUCCUGUACAUAGUGUAUGUGUGUAACAUUUUGUAAAUUCCUGGUAAUGAUGCUGGAUCUCUGCAGCAUUUUUGUCUGCAGGUUUCCCGGAUACUUGUACUAUAAUUCGAUGGAGCUUCUAUAGAAGCUGUUAUGUCAUCUGAUUGGAAGAUUAUUAACGAGAAUGAUUGGGGGGGUUAUAAUUUAUUGGGUGUUAAAAUCACAGGUCAAGGGAGCCACACUAUCCAUUCUGUUGCUGAAUUGAUUUAAUCUUGUUGGAAAAUGUUCAUUUCUUUUUCUUCCUUUUCUGAAUAAAUGUAUUCAGCAAAACUUA